Messenger RNA from Rhipicephalus microplus (southern cattle tick), 5202 nucleotides. Its product is annotated as irregular chiasm C-roughest protein. Gene Ontology annotation, biological process: cell-cell adhesion. Gene Ontology annotation, cellular component: cell-cell junction; plasma membrane. Gene Ontology annotation, molecular function: cell adhesion molecule binding. Lineage: Eukaryota; Metazoa; Arthropoda; Arachnida; Ixodida; Ixodidae. The record is from RefSeq and is a predicted model, not a curated record.
UCGCUCAGCUGCUCGCCGUCACGGACCGCCCUCCUCUUUCUUCUUCGAGUGGCGGGUGCCGACUUCUCGGCGGACUCUUCAACUCUCGUCCGUCGGAGCGUGCACACCCUCUGCCAGCCGCUCCGAAGUCGUCGCGCACAGCCUACUCCGAGCACGUGGACGCCUGUCCCCGGCCCGGCGCGUUUUCGACGGUCAGCGACGGAUAAUGUUGUCGUCAGGACUCAUCGCCGGACGUAGUCGCCGUCUUUGACUCGGUGUGUGUUUUGCCUCGGAGCUUCUUCGACACCGUCUUCAUUCGGACAGUGCUUUUUUUUUUCUCGGAUUAUUGUGAAAACAAAAAGUAAGAAGAAAACUGGACGUCUAGAUCGAGAAGAGAACGAGGAGCUUCUUCUGGCCGUUCACUCCCCGGGGUUCUUGCCCCGGUCGUUCUCGCGGGGGAAGCAACUUUUUCGAGAGACCGACGUCAGGCAAGACCGCGUGAUGCGUCAUCAGUAAUGGAGCUCAGCCCCGGCCAUCGUGUUUUUAUGAAGUGGCAGUCUGCUAGCUACGCACGAAACUUGGUGCCGUCGUUCUUCUGAAGGCGUGCCUGCCGACUGGAAGUUAGGCCUAGACGUCGGGUCCCGAUGGAUCCCGGCACGACGACGCUGUGGAGGGACCCGCCGACGAAGCUCCGGAGACGAGCGCGCACGGGGCUCGGUCGCUGGACGGGCGGCGUCCGGCCCACAACGCCGUCCAUGAACGUCGCGCUUGUGCUUCUAGUUUUGGCGCCGCUGCUAAGCCUUGUGUGCGGGCAGCGCACAAGUUCGAGUCCGCGGCCCCAGCAGCGGUUCGCCAUCGAGCCGACGGACCGGUCGGCCAUCUUGGGCGACACUAUCGUGCUCGCGUGUCGCGUCAUCGACAAGGCCGGCACGCUCCAGUGGACCAGAGACGGCUUUGGCCUCGGCAGUGACCGCGACCUUUCGGGUUUUCCAAGGUACUCUAUGGUUGGAAGCGACGACGAAGGCGAUUUUUCGCUUCAGAUCGGUAGCGUAAGCCUGGAAGACGAUGCCACCUUUCAGUGCCAAGUCGGCGCCGUCGAAGGCGUGAAGGGCAUCCGAUCAAGGAGCGCGCCUCUGACCGUAUUCGUACCCCCGGAACCCCCGAGGAUCGUUCAAGGCGAGUUUCUGAAGACGACAGCUGGCAUGACCGUCGAGCUGACUUGCGAGUCUCACGCCGGAAAGCCAGCCGCGGAGUUGACGUGGCUGGAUGGCAGCGGCAACGUGGUGACCAACGGCGUCGAGUACAAGACGGAGCCCCUGUCAGACGGCAAACGCGCCAACGCUGCGCUCACCUGGACUUUCAGUCCCAGCCGCGAACACGACGGCAAGACGUUCACCUGCCGCUCCGAGAACAAGGCGCUCAAGCAGCCCAUGCUGGCCACCAUUCGCAUGGAAGUGAAGUAUCCACCCGAGAUAACCCUGACGGUGGAGUCGGACAAGAUAUCGGAGUUCGAUGACGUCCGCUUUCACUGCCAGGCAACGGCCAACCCGUCCGACAUCGUUUACAAGUGGUACAGGAACGACGAAAUCAUCGCGGGCGACCACACGACCGAGCUGGUGCUGCCCCGGGUGACACGGAGCUUCAACGGCGACACGAUCACAUGCGAGGCACGCAACGACGUGGGAACCACGAAGUCUACGCACACACUCAACAUACACUACCGUCCCGCUUUCAAGAGCGCGGCCGAGACGGUGGCCGCCGAGGAAGGUGCCGAGGUGGCGCUGCGGUGCGAGGUGGACUCCAACCCGAAGCCGGACAUUGUGUGGCUUCACGAGGGCUCGGAGCGCGUGCUGGCCCGACAGCCGACGCUCGUCAUCCCCGCGAUGAGGCCCAGCGACGCCGGCCGCUACUCGUGCCGAGCCAUGGUGCCCGGCUUCCCGGAGAUCACCCAGGACGUGCACGUCUACGUCAAAGGCCCUCCGAAAGUGAGUAGCCCCACGACCCAGUAUGGCGUUGAAGGGGAGCAGGUGCGCGUUGAGUGCGUCAUCACUUCCGUUCCGCCACCCACCAGGGUUGCCUGGUCCAGGAAUCUGCAGCUGGUUGACAUCGACAACAACCAGGGCUACGAAAUCAUAAAGGAGCCCCUGUCGAACGGCCUCAAGAACUUGCUGAUCAUCCAUAAUGCUGCCGAAGAGGACUUUGGCCAGUACAACUGUUCCGUAUGGAACCAGUUCGGCUACGACACGAGGCUCAUCACUGUUAGGAAACAAAAAAACCUUCCCAUGGUGAUCAUCCUGGCUGGGGUCAUCGGAGGCAUCGUGCUUGUCGUGACCGUGACAAUCUCUAUUAUCCUCUGCCUGCGAAAGAAAAACAUUGUCAAAGACGAUGACUUCAACUCUGAAAAGAAGGGGAAGCAAUCAGACUCUGCAUCCUCCGGAGACUCGGACAUUAAAGUGGAAAUCAGAACAGCGUCGUCAUUGUCCAAUAACGAGCAUGACCGCAACUGGGAGGACAAUAGUGAAUCGGCACGAACACAUGACGCAGCGGAUAUCUACAAGUACGCCAACAGUGCUGCCGACUACGGAGACGCGACUUUUCCCGCGAAAUCGGAGGCUCAAAACAACAACGGUUACAUCCCGUACGUGGACUACUCGCGCGACUACAAUCCACCGCCGGUGGCAGCGUCACUGCAGCUGAACGCGAGCCGCGACAGUGGCCUGUACGGCAGCUCACCGCAGUCGCUCAAUGACCUGGGCCAGGGCAUCGACCCGCGGUUUCGAGCGGGGUACGCAAACCCAUACCUGCGCACCUCGCAGUCGAACCUUCCACCUCCUCAGGGCGUGUACGUCAGCCCAAGGGCCAUGCCGUCGGUCGUUGCUAAUACUGCUGGCAUACCCGGUGCUUCGUGCGCAACAUUGCCCCAGAACAGGUACAUCACAUCGCAACAGAGCCAUGUCAAGCCGGGCACGCUAGCCACCCAUGUAUGAUGGCAGGAGACCUCGAUGUAAAUAGGACUUGAGCUCUCCACGAAGCAACCGAGAGUGUUGUGUGCCCCUCGCUGCAGACAUUGUGUGGACAGUGAGUGUGUGUGUGCGGGGAACUAAUGCUAGACCCUGUGGAAAACGAAGAAAAAAAGAAAAGAAACGGACGCUGAUGGUGCACGCCCACGAAGUGUCGUAUUUCCGAAGAGACUCGUGGUGCCACCACAUUUGCGGUGUUUCAAGUCAGGAACCAAAGAGCUGUUAAUAAUUGUAAUUGUUCAUGUGAGUGUGCAUCAGUGUGUGUGUGUGUGUGCAUGCGAGUGUAUCUGUCGGUGCAUGAAGUUGUCACGUUUCCCUGACUAGAUUAGAAAUAAAAAAUAAAAGCAAGGCAAGGGUAGCCUUAUUUAUUAACUUGAGUAGUGUGACCUUGCAGUGUUUUUAGCGUAGUACUUUAUUAUUGCGUCCUGAUUCGAGAGUGAUCCCUUCUUUUGCUUUAAAGACUGACCUCUCAUCAGUAGUUGUGUCCAUAUUUUGCAGCGCACCGAACCUUUCAUGGAAUACUCCGCUUUUCAAAUGCUGGCAUGUAGGAACUGCAGUUAAGCCCUGGGUUUUUUGUGAACAUACAGCACAAUCACUGCUUUCCUGUUUUUUUUUUCUUUCUAUCAGUGGCUUGAAAAAAUGGCCGCUCUCUGCUUGUCUCACAUAAUUCUACAUGCAAUAACACACAGCCUGCAAGUAACAUGUGCCAUAUACAGUGAUGUGUGAUGUGUUGUGUGCAACGUAUCUUGCAGAGUUGUGGGCGACAGACACUCCAGCGUAUUUCACUACAGUCUCGAAGGAAAGCGCUGAGUGGAAGAUAUGAGAGAGCAGCGUUUUAGAGUGAGGCUUAACGAAUAGGGUGUGAGGAAGCGUAACACUUGCGGCCUGAGUUUAACCAGGAUGCAGUGGAAAUCAUUACUACACUAUAAAACGGGCAUUACCGAGUUUUCAGCAUUGAUGAUUUUUGAAGCAGCAUGUAAAAAAAGCAAUGGAAAUAGCCUGCUUAUUCUUUGCUCGAAGUGAAAUGUGUACGUUUAUGUUCAAGCAACGUCCUGAAAAUUAGAAUAUUGACCUAAUAAAUUGCCAUUAUGCCUCCUGAAGAUUCUCUAGGACAAUGAGUUCUGCAGAAGUUUGGAGGAAAGGUACAUUAAAACAUAAAACUGACACAAAAUGUACACGCAUUUUCAUUUCUGGUACUAUUAUCAUCCCCGUGCUCACGUCAAAACUUAUCUACUUGCAGGGGUUGUCAUCCACGCUGCAUAAAUUACCACACGAAAUAUGUCACCUGUCUGAAGCAUGUAUUUUGAAGGCAUGCUCCUGCGUAGUGCAUUUCUGGUUGUAAUAUAAGUGCUCAGUUUCGUUGGAUAUUACAAGUGGCCUUCUAAGCUUAACUGGUUGGCUGGUGCCAAUUAGAGUUGGUUAUACCCUCAUCAGUGUUGUACAUAACGUUGAUUUCAGUGGGCGCGUUCUUUCAAUGCUUCCUUCGUCGGAUUCUUCCCAUUGGCGACACUGUGAUUGAGUAUGUCGUGUGUCUGAUAAAACAAAGGGGGGAGGAGGAAAAGCACGACUUGUUGUCUCUAUGCAAGCGUGGUGUCCCAAUAAUAAGAUACAUCUCUAAUUAGCUUGCAAAGCGGUGAUCAACUUAAAUUUUGACUGUGGCCCUUCGUAAUGUUUCUAAACGGCGUAGAUGUGUGUGAAAUGUUUUGUCGUGUAUACUGUAUUGUAAACCGGACUGCCAUACACGCCACAGAGGGUGCGAGGAGCAUUGUGGCAAGUCUGCUGAGUCAUUAAGCAUGUCAGAGAAAAAGAAGUUUCGGUGCUAAAAAAAACUGUCCUGCUCCUUUCCCAAGUUGGUAUUACAGAAAGCACACUAAGCAGUGUGUUGCUCGCUUACUAUUUUUGUUUUUUCAUUCUUUUAUUUCUGUGACCUUGACUGUAGCUCUUGGCCUCCCAGCUUUCUGCUGUGUGACGCAUGGAAAACUGGGAAGCGAAACCAUCACUGUACAUACGAAGCACUUCCCGGCGUUAUGACAAAUCGCACUUCUUCAAGCUUCGCGCUCUACCGCCUCCUUUGUAUCGUUUGUUUGUUUACCUGAUAGCGUCUGUACAGAUAUUUGCUGAUGAGAAUUUGCUCACUUUAUGACGGUGAAACAAUUGUGUGUGUGUGCGUGUUAAUUAAACCUAUAUGAGAGUUUCAGCGAAA